UGAACCCGCCGUAAAACCUUGAGCAAUUUUCUUUCCCGCGCGAGCGCUCUUUCUCUCUCUCGGUCCAGUCGUUUCUCUGUCUAUCGAGGGUUUUCAGAAAAUCAACAUCUUCCAUGCCUGCUUCUUCACUGAAUUCCGCCACUAAAGUCUUAAUCUCUUGUGAGUGUGUGCGUUGUUCCUUUUCCUUCCAAUGACAAAAGCUCAACUCAAAGAACAGGCAGAUGCUAGUCUUGAGAUAAUAUCCAUCGGAUCCCUGUACACUGGAUCAUGGGACAAGAAAUACUGGAGCAGCUCUAGGGGUAAAGAUCGAUAUCCCUAUCCAGUUGGGUAUCAGGCUGUUCGGGCUUACAAUGGGAUCAAAUACAAAAUGGAAGUUCAUGAGGGUCCAAAGGGGCCUUUAUUUAUGAUUUUAUCCAUGGAUGGAAGUUCAUUUUCUGGUCAAACCCCUGAUAUUGCUUGGGAGAUGUUUCAGAGGAAAGGCUGCCUCCACACUAAAAUUUGGCACGGGAAAAGGUCUUCAUGCAAAGUUGAUGGCGUGGAGUUUUUUGGGUUCAAAAAUCCAUUUAUUCAGAGGUUACUUAGGGAGCUAGUGGCAAAUGUCAGUGGAACAGCAGAACUAGGCCCACUUCCUUCAAACUUAUGCAAUAAGGGUUCUGAUUCUGCACAGACUGCAAUUGAGCAUCAUUCUGUUGAUGAAUGUGAAAAUGCUGAAUUAGUUUCUUGCCAUGAAAAACCAAAGACAGCAAGAAAGAGGAGUCGUCAUGGAACUGAAACGGAAAAAUCACUUAAUGGUGCAAAUCUAAAAAAAGUACGAAAUCAUGGUUUGAGAAUUAGAUCCAUGACCGCAAAACUUUCAAGCUCAGCCAAUGAAGUGAAUCGAGGUUUUUGUGAGAAAGCUGUGUGCGUACAAGAGAAGGAUGCGGUCUCAGAGUUCACUCAAGUAGCUCACAAUGUGUCCAUCGAUGAAAAACUUUAUGAUAGGUUGUCAAUGGACAUAUUGGAAGGUAUUAGUCGAGAAAUGGAAACAGAUGGUAACAGUGCAGAUGCUUCUAUUCAAAAGUAUUGUCCAGAUACUGAAGACAGUAAUCAUCAUGCUUCAGAUACUUCAGUUAUUGUUGAGUCUGCUCCUGUUAGCAUAGAAAAGAAAAUUCUCGAUCAGCCUGACAUCAUACCUGAAGAGUCGGUGACGGACUCCCAUCCAGAAGAGAUUUGCUCAUUGAACACAAACUUAGGCUCCAAAAAAAAUGAUUUUGAUUCAGUAGGUCAAGAUAUGGUGAAGUCAAUGAUGAAUUUCUUGCUUCCACAAGCAAUUCCUCUGCUUAAGGAGAAUUCUGGCAGGAAAGGGACGCCCCCUUGUAAUAUGGGAAGGUUUCUUUGUGAUGAAAAUACAAAAGAUGUAUUGCCUAUAGAGAAAGGAGAUGGAGAAAAGCAGGAAUACAUGCACAUAGAACAUGGGAAUUAUGAAUCUUCCAUCCCAAGUCUUGAGUUUCCCAAACACAGUCCUGACAAUCUAGAGGGUGAGCAACAUUAUGACCAUGUAAACAUUAAUGGGAACUUCUCUUCUACUGUAGACAAUGGCCAAGGUAAGGAAGAUAUGAAACCUAUUGAUUCUUGUGGUCGGAUGAAUGAUGAGUUGGUAAAUCAUCAUGAAGCCACUGGAAGCAAGAAGUCCCGUGACAGUGAAAUUGGUGGAAAUUUCCAUGGAACAUGUCAGAAGGAUUAUAUAUAUGCUUCAAAAUGUCUUCCCAGCUGCACCUCUUCUGGUAGAGUGCUUUCUGAUGAAACCAUGCAUAAUAAUAAAAGGAUGGUUGGAUGCACGUCAUAUCUAGAAAUAAAUUCCGGGAAUGUGGACCAGGAAACUCCCAAAGAUUAUGUAGAAAGCAAUGUUGAUGAGCAACCUUGUUCGAGUGGAUCCUUUUCUCAACUCUUGCAUGCUCAAAAUGCAAAUGAUUCAAAUAUAAGGACCUCCACAUAUUCAGAGGCAUUAAACAAGGAAGUCAUGGUAGGAAAAGAGGCUGUGGGAAUGGACACAUUGUCAUCUUCUCAAGUUCCAAGCAUUGUGUACAGUAGAAGAAAAGCUCAAAGUGUGUCUCAUUUGGCUAAAGAGUACAAACGCCCAUCCAGUGAAGCUUAUGAUACUAGAUGUUUUGGAAAACAUUAUGGUGUGGAAAUGUCUUCCCCUAAAUCUCCACAUUCUUCUAAUAUCAAUCUUUUCACUCUACCCGGAAACCAACAAACAGAAGAUUUACUUUCUGAGUGUCCACUUCGAGAACAAUCCCCCAUUGAUUGCAGUUUAACUACUAUGAAAGCUGAAGCAGGAUUAGAAAAAAUAUGCCAUCACAGUCCUACAUUAGACCUAGAUGAAGCAUCACUGAGAGCCAACAAGAAUGAUAGCUCAGGACUUCUGGACAAACUUGUUUUGAAGGAAGAUUUGGAAGGUUGUUCUGACGAGGGGAUGAUUGAACAUAAUAAUGUUUCAAGUACAAAUAAAUACAAGUUAUGUCAAGAGAUGGGAGCAACCUUCAGAGACAAUUGUAAGGAUUCUUAUCCUUAUUGCAAUGUGGAGCUCUAUCGUGAGGCAGAAGGAAUGUCGAAAAUAGUGGGAUCUUAUUUGCACCCUAUGCCUGUAUUAUCAAUUUUCCUUAGCAACAUUGAGAAUGUAAUCCACAUUUGUGUUUUGUGUGGUCUUUUGGAGGAAAAGAACAGAACACUUAUUACUUACACGGUGGAAGGAAAGGAACCAAAGUUAGGAUGUCCAUCCUUGGUUGGCCACACGACAGUAAUGAUGCCAACUUUAAAAGAUUAUUUGGGUAAAGAAAUUGCAGUAGAGCGAACUGGUUUACAGUUAACUCCAGAUGGGAACUAUCUUGUUUUGAUGGGUGGCAUUAGAACACCUUUUUGCAGGUCAGGGAAUAUGAAUUGUCCAUGCUCUACAUGUACAUCUGGCAAGUUCGAAGAGAAUGUGGUGAAGAUUGUGCAACUUAAAUAUGGCUAUGUAUCAAGCAUCGCAAGCUUGAGAAGUACCGAUAGUAUAAAUUGUAUACUGGUCUGUGAACCUGAUCAGCUUGUUGCUGUUGGAAGUGGUGGACGUCUGCAUCUUUGGGUCAUGGACCCAACUUGGGGCAAACAGAUGGGAAGUCAUAUCAUACCGUCGGAGGACCAGAUAUCUCCUAACUUGGUGGAACUUAAAGGGAUCCCAGAGUUUUCCAAUUUGGUUGUUGGGCACAACGGUUGUGGUGAAUUCAGUUUAUGGGAUAUCCCAAAACGUGCUCUGAUGUCUAGAUUCAAUAUGCCGAGUGCCUCAGUUAAUCAAUUCUUUCCAAUUAGUUUGUUUAGCUGGAAAAGAAAGGAAAAUUUUACCAGUAACUGUAAUUCAAGCGACUAUGUUAAAGAGCUGUUGUGUGCAACGAGUACAAGCUCAAAGAACACUGAGGCAUCACUUCAGCUAAGGGACACUGCCAUAUGGCUUUUUGCCUCAACCAUAUCAGAUUCUCUUGUUUCACAUGAAUAUUUACCAAUGGAUAGUCAGAUAAAUCAUGCAGAGUUUUGGAAACUAAUGCUACUUGCUAACAGUAUGGUUACAUUUGGUGCGGAGCUGGAUUUAAGAGCAUCAGCCAUUGGGGCAUCAGCUGGUCGAGGUAUCAUUGGGAGGCAGGACGGCCUAGUUUACGUGUGGGAAUUGUCUACAGGAAAUAAACUGGGCACUCUUCUUCGUUUUGAAGGUGCAAAUGUUGUUUGUAUUGCAACUGAUAAUAAAGAGACAGGUGUGGUGGCUGUAGCAGCUGAAAAUAGGCUUCUGGUAUAUCUACUUUCUUCAGAUUGGAAAAGGUAAACCAUAAAUGGCCUACCAACGAAGAAAAUUACUUGUAAAUUGCACAAUAUCAUCAGCAAAAUGUUUUAGUUUUGAGUUGGUGCCUGCCAUGACGUUGAUAUAUGACAAAUGUAGGAUUUAUCGUGACAUGGCUGCAUCUGAGCCGAUGAUAAAUGUAAAUAAUCAUUCAUUUACGAAAUAAAGAAAUCAAAAUCAGUGUAACUUUCAUUUCGACAA
This is a messenger RNA of Benincasa hispida (wax gourd), 4048 nucleotides long. Its product is annotated as DNA binding protein. Gene Ontology annotation, molecular function: protein binding. The record is from RefSeq and is a predicted model, not a curated record. Lineage: Eukaryota; Viridiplantae; Streptophyta; Magnoliopsida; Cucurbitales; Cucurbitaceae. Gene Ontology annotation, biological process: regulation of cell cycle. Gene Ontology annotation, cellular component: nucleus.